This is a messenger RNA of Marchantia polymorpha subsp. ruderalis, 1573 nucleotides long. Lineage: Eukaryota; Viridiplantae; Streptophyta; Marchantiopsida; Marchantiales; Marchantiaceae. The record is from the annotation of a GenBank genome assembly.
UCUGCUCUCAGUCCAUCAGCUCUUCUCUCCCGUUCGAGUGUUACAGCUCCUGCGAAUUGACUCGUACCUCGUAUUUAUUCAUCGAUCGGAUCACUGAAGCUUCGAUCAAUCUUCUUUCCUUACGUACAAGCGGGAUACUCAAGCACCUUCCCAUCAUUCUUCUGGUCGGACCAGAGUUUUGUUUUUGACGGUUUUGCAGUCGCAGUCUCGAAACCAUGGCAGGAUCAACUGAGCCAUCGACGAUCAGCUCAGGAAAAGUGAAGAUCGGAAUCAAUGGCUUUGGAAGGAUCGGACGACUGGUGGCGCGUGUCGCCUUGGAACGUGAUGACAUCGAGUUGGUUGCCGUGAACGAUCCUUUCAUCAGCACCGAAUAUAUGGCCUACAUGUUCAAAUACGACAGUGUGCACGGACGGUAUACCAAGAACACCAUCGAAGCCAAGGACGACAAGACUCUUCUUUUUGGAAAGUUCCCUGUCUCCAUCUUCCAGUGCCGCGACCCAGCUGAAAUCCCCUGGGGCCAAACCGGAGCCGAGUACGUCGUCGAGUCUACCGGUGUGUUCACCACCAAGGACAAGGCCGCUGCCCAUCUCAAGGGCGGAGCGAAGAAAGUCGUCAUCUCGGCUCCGAGCGCAGAUGCUCCAAUGUUCGUCAUGGGAGUGAACGAGAAGGAAUAUACCACUGACAUUGAUAUUGUGUCCAACGCAAGUUGCACCACCAACUGUCUGGCCCCUCUUGCCAAGGUUAUUCACGAUAAAUUUGGAAUCGUCGAAGGUCUCAUGACAACGGUGCACUCAAUUACAGCAACUCAGAAGACCGUCGAUGGGCCAUCUGCGAAGGACUGGAGAGGUGGACGUGGUGCUAGCUUCAACAUCAUUCCCAGCUCCACGGGAGCCGCAAAGGCCGUAGGCAAGGUGUUGCCUGCUUUGAACGGGAAGCUGACUGGAAUGUCAUUCAGAGUACCCACCGCUGACGUUUCAGUCGUCGAUCUCACCGUCCGAACCGAGAAGAAGGCAACGUACGAAGAAGUCAAGGCCGCUAUCAAAGCUGAAUCUGAAGGCGAAAUGAAGGGAAUCAUGGGCUACACCGAGGACGAUGUUGUGUCCACCGAUUUCAUCGGUGAUAGCAGGUCGAGCAUCUUCGACGCCAAGGCCGGAAUUGCUCUGAACGACAACUUCAUGAAGUUGGUAUCUUGGUACGACAACGAAUGGGGCUACAGCAACCGAGUGGUGGACCUGAUCUUGCAUAUGGCGUCUACCCAGUGAGAACCAAAUUCUGUUCUUUCUACUCCCACUACUCUUGUAAUCUUUGCAGCCGUUCUGUCCGCAAGUCGGAAAGUGGCCAUUUUUGCACUGUUCUACACGAUGAUUGUUGGAGUAGGCAAGUUUGUUGUUCUGGUAGAGAGUAUCCAUCGAAAGUGGAUAUUUUGGUGACACUGGCACUCACCUGGACUUGUCAUAUUCGACAUGAUUCAUGUAUAGUUUUUGUUUUAUAAAUAAAAGAAUAAGUACACGGGAAACGAAAUCCUUGAAAUUUUCCUCAACAUCAAAUCACAAUUAUAAGCCUUUUUGUCAAG